CACACAUGUAGCCUAACACAGAGUGCUUAGGCCUCUGGGGUGGACGUGCCUUGUUGUUAGCUGUUUAUCUCCUCCCACCUGGACCUCAGGUCGGAGCUUUGACCCAGCCUCCUCUUCCUCUGAUCAGGACGUUCUCUUUGGCAGUAUGGGUGAGAAGCGGGGUAGUCCCUUCCAGCUGCUGAACCGCGUGCACAUAGACUGCGAUGGUAGUGGUGGAGGAUCCAAGACCUUAGAGCCAAAAGGUCAUGACACAACCAGCCUCACCAACCCAGACCUGGGCACCAUGGACAGUGCUGCUGCUGCUGACAGUACACGCUUCUCUCCUGUUUCACUGGAACUGGACCCCACAGCGGUGAAUAAUGGAUCAGACAUUCCCUGCAGCCCGCAGACGGACACAAAAGACCCAGCGCUGCAGAUCGACAGCCGGCCCUCUACCUGCGGCCCUAACCCUCCUCCUCUUCCUCCAGCUAGCCGGCUGCUCUCCUCCAAGCACUUCCAGAGCCCCUACAUUACGAAGACUAGCAUGCAGGGGGAUGUCUACAACUUCUUAGAGAGACCCACUGGAUUGAGAUGCUUCCUCUACCACUUCUUGGUAUUCCUCAUGGUCCUAGUGUGCCUCAUCUUCAGUGUCCUGUCCACCAUAGAGCACUAUGCCGAUUUCGCCAGCGGAACUCUCUUCUGGAUGGAGAUUGUCCUGGUGCUGUUCUUUGGGACAGAGUACGCGGUGCGGCUCUGGUCCGCCGGCUGCAGGAGCAAAUAUCUGGGGAUCAAGGGACGACUCCGCUUUAUCAGGAAACCCAUAUCUAUCAUUGAUCUGAUAGUGGUUAUUGCCUCAGCCAUAGUGCUGAGUGUAGGUUCCAAUGGCCAGGUGUUUGCCACAUCUGCUAUCAGGGGGAUUCGCUUCCUCCAGAUUCUACGCAUGCUGCACGUGGAUCGUCAAGGAGGAACAUGGAGGCUUCUGGGAUCUGUAGUCUUCCUCCAUCGACAGGAGCUGAUCACCACGCUGUACAUCGGCUUCCUGGGGCUGAUCUUCUCCUCCUACUUUGUGUACCUGGCGGAGAAGGAUGCUGUGGACGAGGAGGGCAAGACUGGCUUCUCCACCUAUGCUGAUGCCCUGUGGUGGGGCGUGGUGACGGUGACCACCAUUGGCUAUGGGGACAAGGUUCCUCAGACGUGGAUAGGGAAGGCCAUCGCCUCCUGCUUCAGCGUCUUCGCCAUCUCCUUCUUCGCUCUUCCUGCAGGUAUACUGGGCUCGGGCUUUGCUCUGAAGGUACAGCAGAAACAGAGACAGAAACAUUUCAACAGACAGAUCCCGGCUGCAGCCUCACUAAUCCAGGCGCUGUGGCGGUGCUAUGUAGCAGAGAAACCAGAAGGCUGUCCUGCCACCUGGAAAAUGUACGUCCUCACCGGAGACUACAUCCCUACCAUGAAUUCUGAAAACGACAGCCCAAACCUCAGAAACAAGAGCAAGCGCCCCAAGAGGAAACUGAAGAUGGUCCGUGACAAUGGCUCCCUGACCAUCCCUGGAGAGAAGAGGAUGUAUAUUCCUCAGCUCACCUUCGACCACAUUGAGGAUGAAGACGAGAAGAAAGAGGUCCCCUUGUUUCUGGAAGAACAGCCAGUCAUCACCCGGAUGCUCAGACAAACAGUUAAGAAAAAACUGGACAGCUCUUCCAUGGACAUCUCCCGGACGAACAGGUUGUGUGAUGACAUGGCCUAUGUCAGCGAGGACAUCCCUUUAACCGUGGUGACAGACACAGCACAGUGA
This is a messenger RNA of Oncorhynchus mykiss (rainbow trout), 1768 nucleotides long. RefSeq names its product potassium voltage-gated channel, KQT-like subfamily, member 1.2 (gene kcnq1.2). Gene Ontology annotation, biological process: potassium ion transmembrane transport. NCBI's taxonomy places the organism in Eukaryota, Metazoa, Chordata, Actinopteri, Salmoniformes, Salmonidae. Gene Ontology annotation, cellular component: voltage-gated potassium channel complex; membrane. Gene Ontology annotation, molecular function: voltage-gated potassium channel activity. The record is from RefSeq and is a predicted model, not a curated record.